Molecule: messenger RNA, 1212 nt
Organism: Lottia gigantea (owl limpet)
Lineage: Eukaryota; Metazoa; Mollusca; Gastropoda; Lottiidae
Exons: 1
Coding region: 1-1212 (403 amino acids)
Source: RefSeq, a predicted model, not a curated record
AUGAUAACUCUUCAUUCAAUAACUCUUUAUUCAAUGACUCUUCAUUCAAUAACUCUUCAUUCAAUGAUAUCAACUCUUUAUUCAAUGAUAUCAACUCUUUAUUCAAUGAUAUCAACUCUUUAUUCAAUGAUAACUCUUUAUUCAAUGACAACAAUUCUCUUUUCAAUGAUAUCAACUCUUUAUUCAAUGAUAUCAACUCUUUAUUCAAUGAUAACUCUUCAUUCAAUGAUAACUCUUUAUUCAAUGAUAACUCUUCAUUCAAUGAUAUCAACUCUUCAUUCAAUGAUAUCAACUCUUCAUUCAAUGAUAUCAACUCUUCAUUCAAUGAUAUCAACUCUUCAUUCAAUGAUAUCAACUCUUCAUUCAAUGAUAUCAACUCUUUAUUCAAUGAUAUCAACUCUUCAUUCAAUGAUAUCAACUCUUCAUUCAAUGAUAUCAACUCUUUAUUCAAUGAUAUCAACUCUUCAUUCAAUGAUAACUCUUUAUUCAAUGAUAACUCUUUAUUCAAUGACAACAAUUCUCUUUUCAAUGAUAUUAAUACUUCAUUCAAUGAUAACUCUUUAUUCAAUGAUAACUCUUUAUUCAAUGAUAUCAACUCUUUAUUCAAUGAUAACUCUUUAUUCAAUGACAACAAUUCUCUUUUCAAUGAUAUCAACUCUUCAUUCAAUGAUAACUCUUUAUUCAAUGAUAACUCUUUAUUCAAUGAUAUCAACUCUUUAUUCAAUGAUAACUCUUUAUUCAAUGACAACAAUUCUCUUUUCAAUGAUAUCAAUACUUCAUUCAAUGAUAACUCUUUAUUCAAUGAUAUCAACUCUUUAUUCAAUGAUAACUCUUUAUUCAAUGAUAUCAACUCUUCAUUCAAUGAUAUCAACUCUUUAUUCAAUGAUAACUCUUUAUUCAAUGAUAACUCUUUAUUCAAUGAUAUCAACUCUUCAUUCAAUGAUAUCAACUCUUUAUUCAAUGAUAUCAACUCUUCAUUCAAUGAUAUCAACUCUUUAUUCAAUGAUAUCAACUCUUCAUUCAAUGAUAUCAACUCUUCAUUCAAUGAUAUCAACUCUUUAUUCAAUGAUAUCAACUCUUCAUUCAAUGAUAUCAACUCUUUAUUCAAUGAUAUCAACUCUUUAUUCAAUGAUAACUCUUCAUUCAAUGAUAACUCUUUAUUCAAUGAUAACUCUCUUUUCAAUGAUAUCAACUCUUCAUUCAAUGAUAUAA